Messenger RNA from Yamadazyma jaroonii, 1215 nucleotides. NCBI's taxonomy places the organism in Eukaryota, Fungi, Ascomycota, Pichiomycetes, Serinales, Debaryomycetaceae. The record is from the annotation of a GenBank genome assembly.
AUGAUAAAACCUAUAACCCCAAUUACCUCCAACAAAACGAGGUCCAAGCCUCGUCAUAAGUAUGCUAUGAUUCCCGCUGCCGAUUGGAAGGUUCCUGUACCUGAAGAUUUGGAUACGGAUUUCAUUACUGUCAGCAAACCUCAACCUGUGGUGUUGAAUCAUCAUAUAUCGUUUGAAGCGUUUAAAAUACAAACCCAAUCAGAACAACAGGAACUUAUCAUAUGUAAAUGCUGGAGAGGUCCUGUUGAACCAAUUUUGGAUGAAAUCUUCGAGGAUUAUCAAUGGAGUGACGUUAAAUACGAUCAAGUAACUAUUUUCAUUAAAGCUGGUCAUAAUGAAGAUAUUAUCAAUGCCUUGAAAUCACAGUGUGAAGGGAUUUUAUAUUAUCAACAAGACCAAUCUGUGUUUGUUGAAGGUACUAAAUCAAACGAAAUCAUUAACGAUGAUGUAGAACAUAAAGAAACAGAUAUUCAAUAUAACGUUGAUCCUAAUGAGUUAAUAGAUAUACCCAACAGAAUGAAAUCUCAGAUAGUCAAACAAUUAAUAAAAUUCCGUAGUAGAGUUAUUAAUCAAGAAAGACAAAGAAGGAAUGAUAACUUGGUAAAAGAACGAUUGAAAGUCCGAGAAAGAAUAUUCCAAACUCAUAAGAUUGAAAAACCUAGUGGAUCUAAGUACAAAGAACCAGUGGAUGAUGGAAUUAGUGAAAAUGAUUAUAGACAAGAACUCAAACGUCAAGAAACUUCGAAGUUGGAAAAAGCAUUCAAUGAAAAAUUACGUCAUUUCAAUUCUAUAAAGAACCGCAAGAAAGAGUUGAAGCUUUUAGUGGAAAGAGCUAAAAACUAUGAAGAUGAAGUAAUGAACAAGAAAGAGAAAUUCAUGGGAUUUAUUGGUACUGUUGAUCGUCUGAAUAAACAGCGGGAACAAGAAUUGGAUGAUAUCAAUAGAUCUAAAGAUACCAAACAAGAAUCUAACGAAAAAGUGAAAGUCAAAGACACUUCUUCGUUAUCAAUAGAAUCCUUAUCCAAAUUGAACGAUUUUAUUGAAAAGUUAAUGGAAAAAUAUAUGGGAAUGGUUGAUGAUGAGUUGGUGAAAUACUUAUUCAAUUCCAUGUUAGAGAAUAACCUUAACCAUAAGGAUUUGGUGGAAACUUUAGAUGAAGAUGCCACUAAAUUCGUUCAAGAGUUGAACGAUUUCAUAGAUUCCGAAUCCAAAUAA